This is a messenger RNA of Lepus europaeus (European hare), 2884 nucleotides long. RefSeq names its product mitochondrial fission regulator 1 (gene MTFR1). The transcript is spliced from 9 exons. Bases 245 to 1423 code for a protein of 392 amino acids. Gene Ontology annotation, biological process: mitochondrial fission; aerobic respiration. The record is from RefSeq and is a predicted model, not a curated record. NCBI's taxonomy places the organism in Eukaryota, Metazoa, Chordata, Mammalia, Lagomorpha, Leporidae. Gene Ontology annotation, cellular component: mitochondrion.
CAGAACUUGGCAACGCAUCUUCCUGACCGUGACCAGGGUUGUGCGUGAAGCCCCAGACAAGUCGGCCUUUGGGCAUUAAAAACCAGCUUUCCUAAGACAGUCUUUGAGUAUGGAGAAGUUGAGCGAAUAAACUUCAGCGUCAACUCUGUUCGCUUGGUUAUUUUACAUGUGCUUUAUGGACCAUGUGCUGCUAUGUAUGCCUGAAACACUUGAAAUGCAAAUUCGGGGAGACUUUGCCAUCUAAAUGCUUGGCUGGAUUAACCGCCUGAUUAGGAUGGUUUUUCAACAAGUUGGAGUAAGCAUGCAAUCGGUACUUUGGUCUGGAAAGCCUUAUGGUUCAUCUCGAAGUAUCGUAAGGAAGAUUGGUACUAAUUUAUCUCUGAUUCAGUGCCCAAGAGUUCAGUUUCAGGUCCAACCUGCUCUGCCUCCAAUCCAGCUCCCUACUAAUGUGCCUGGCAAAGCAGCAGAGGAUGGCCCAAGUCCUGGGGCCCCUGCAUCCAUGUUGGAGACCUUGAAGAAGUUCCUGGCUUCGGUGUGGCCCUGCCUUGGCUGUUUUGGCCAUUUGAGAAGUGAACUAGUAGAUCUCACCAGCAAUGCAGCAGAAUGGAGCCCCAACCCAGGAGAGGAUACAGUGCCAUCUUUGGCUGAUGUUGGAUGGGUAGUCAAAGAAGAAGGAGAAUGUUCAACAAGACUAAGGACAGAGGUCAGGUCAAGGCCACCCCUCCAGGAUGACCUUCCUUUCUUUGAGAAGCCCCCUGGCAGGCAGAUUUCCUCACCAAACUUGUCUCAAGAAGAGUCGCAGCUGAAGACUACGACACUGGCAAAUGAAGAAGCACUGCAGAAGAUCUGUGCACUUGAAAAUGAACUUGCUGCUCUCAGAGCUCAGAUUGCCAAAAUCGUCACCCUGCAAGAGCAGCAACACCUCAUUGCAGGUGAUUUAGAUACUACCACGUCUGUUACCACAGCAGCACCCCCUCUCCCACCCCCUCCGCCUCCACCUCCGCCUCCCCCCCCACCAGCGCUCCACCAAAGUCUGUCUGCCAUUGAUCUGAUUAAAGAGCGAAAGGAGAAAAAAGCCAAUGCUGGAAAGACUUUGGUUAAAAACAAUCCAAAGAAACCCGACAUGCCAAAUAUGCUGGAGAUCCUUAAAGAUAUGAACAGUGUGAAACUUCGGGCAGUGAAGAGGCCAGAGCAAGAUGUAAAGCCCAAGCCAGUAGAUGCUACUGACCCUGGUGCCCUAAUAGCAGAGGCUCUGAAAAAGAAAUUUGCUUAUCGGUAUCGAAAUGAUAGCCCAGGUGAAGUUGAAAAAGGAGUUCCAAAGUGUGAAUCAGAGUCCACUUCAGACACGGUGUUGUUUGGACCACAUAUGUUGAAGUCUACAGGAAAAAUGAAGGCUUUAAUUGAAAAUGUCUCAAACUCCUAAUAGACAGUAUGCUGAGAAAGACUAUCCUGGGUUCAGCUGUUGGUUUUUGAGGGCUGUGUUUGGCUAGUAGAAAUCAACAUUAUUUAGUAAAUCCUGACUUUAGUAUUCAGUGGUCUCCUUUUCUAACCUAAUUAGAGGACAAAGCAAUAACGAAAAGUACUAGAUGUUUGGUUUUUGCUUUGAUACAUCGUCAGUUCUGGAAUUCUGUCGUGUUGCAAGUUCUGACCUGUUGCUUAUGUGUAGCCAGAAUGUUUGGGUUUUCAGUCUUAAAAAACUUGUACAAUUUCAGAACAUUUAGAAGGACACUUGUGAAUGUUACUGUGCAUUUUAAAUUAACACUAAUUUAUCUAUUCAAAUGUUUUAUAUGCAUAUAUUUGGAUGUAAGACAGUUUAUGUAAAAAUUAGUACUGAUGACAGCAAUGAAGGGUACUGUUACCAUCAUUGUUUUCUGUGAUCAUUUCCGAUUCAGUGAUGUAACAGCUGCUAUAACAUAAGUUGUUGGAGUGAAAUAUUUGAGAUUGGAAUCUUCUUGCCUUGAACAGAACUUAUAUCUUAGAUUCUCACAUUUUUUGGAGCUGGGUUUGAGUAAGAACCAGAUGAUGUUCAAUGCUCAGAUUCCACAAUGCCUUCCACUAAAGGAAAGCUGCUUUUGCCUCAUUGCCAUGCAGUGCUGAGGAUGAAAAUGUACUUUUCCAAGUAGGGACAAAUCAUAUUGCUGAAUUAAAUCCCUUUUUAACUGAAAACUAGAAACGUACCACUUUCUUUUCUGUUUCAUGAAUGGCAUCAUAAAGGUGACAUGUUGCUAAUUUAAUACUUCUGGAGAUGUCAGCAUAAUGGAGUUUAUAAAGUUAAUAUUUUGGCCAAAUAUUAAAACAUUAUUGAAUAGGCAAAUUUCUAUAAAUUAUUUGUCAUUUAUAGAAUGCUGUUCCAAUAAAUUAUAUUAUGCAGUAUAAACCUUAGGUGUUAUUAGAAAGUGGAAACCUGCCUUUCUAAUCUAGGGCUUCUAAGUACUUGCUGUAACUGAUUACUUUUAAAUGCUUAAUAAGCUCACAUGAUUUUCUGUUUCUGAUAAACUCAGCUGUAGUUAAUGCCAGAAUCUCCUACCAUGAGUAAGUAUUUGUAUUAUUUAAAUCUAGUUUAGGGGAAAAAAAAAACCAGUUAUACUUCCUGGGAGGAGUAAGAAACACGAAUAGACAUUCACCUUUAAGUUAUUUAAAAAUUUAUGUUGUUCUGCUUAAAUAUUAACAAAAACUGAGGUAAUUUACAUGGUUUGGUUAUUCAGCUAAAUUUAAACUGGCUUAUUUUACAUAUUCUUGCAUUGUUUCUAAUUGUUUUAUAUUAUUUAAAAUUUCUGCCUUCAAAGAAGUUAAGAAAAUUCGCCUGACAUAUUCUGACCUCCCAAGAAACUUAUAUUUUGUAUCAGUAUUGAAUUUUGGCUAGUGCUUCAAUUAGUUAUUGUUU